AUGGACUCACCAUUUAGUAAACUAUCUAGAGAAAUUCCACACGGAACUCAACUUCAAAGCUUUGAUGCGUCUGCUUAUGCGGUAAAUCUUGAUCUCUAUGGACUUCCCCUCCUUAGAUGUCCAACUAACCGAGCUAGAGAUGAUCAUGAAAAUGAUGGAUGUGAUCUUGAAGACGAUGGUCAAUUUUUCAGCCAAUUAGUGCUCUAUAUUAGCUUGGCAAUGGGGUUUAUAUCUGGAUUUUGGGCAGUUUGCUGCUCGUUGGUUUUGAAGAAAUCAUGGAGGCAUGCCUACUUCAAGUUCUGGAGUGAGGCUUAUGAAAAAUUGUACGUGAUUGUAGUCAUAAACACGGCUAAAUUGCGUAGAUGGAUUGGAUCAGCUCCAACGUAA
Molecule: messenger RNA, 387 nt
Organism: Neltuma alba
Lineage: Eukaryota; Viridiplantae; Streptophyta; Magnoliopsida; Fabales; Fabaceae
Product: receptor-like protein EIX2
Exons: 1
Coding region: 1-387 (128 amino acids)
Source: RefSeq, a predicted model, not a curated record